GUCUGUCAGAUCUUUAGUUACCCCAAUCUCACAACACAUUGUAUUUUACUCAUGCAACAAGUGGUUUGCAGCCUUGUAGAGACAGCUACUGAGACUUAUUAGUAAUUCGACAUUACGCUGGCUUGAACAGCUCCAAACAACAACAUGAGUUCUUCGGUGACAGUUGGGAGCACGGCUGGUAUGGAGACGGUUGUUGCAGUUGCCCUUGGUGCUCUUGCUGCUGUUUUUCUUGGCGCGCUUCUCGUUUUGUUAGUCAUUUGCAGAAGACAACGAUGCUAUCAUAAACAAAAGGAUUCCCACGACUUGAAUUCUGAUUUAUUGGAAAGCGAAAGUGGUGGAGCUUUGAGUUUGGAUGCUUGGGAGGGCGAAGAAUGGCUGGUUGAUGCUGAGAGGUGGGUUGACGAUGCGACUGGUUUGGCACCACCAUGUAUAGCAGUGCUAAGAUCAUGCCAUUCCUUAGCAGCAAGUUUGACCAAAAUUGCUGGAACAGUAAACAGUAACACAGUACCUCUUGAAAUUGUAGACGUUGCCAGACGCAUACCACCAAGAGUAGAUGAUGUUGUACGUAGCCUCUACCCACCCCUAGAUGCUCGUUUACUGGAAGCGAGAGUAGCAGCUCUGGUUUUAGCAGUCACUAACUUGGCACUUGUUACAAAACAUGGGAUACCGAAAAGUCAGGCAAGGAAGUUGGCAUUUAUUGAUCAGGCCCUCAGUGACAUGGAUUUACAUCUCUUAGUUUUACGGGAAGCCGCACUGGCACAGGAAGCAGCAUGUGCCAUCCCAGCAUCUACCGCAGUAUUAAAAUGAUAACUGAAACUAUAAAUUACGUCUCUUGAUACUUACACUUGAUACAUCAACUUCGAAUUAAGCUGUGAUUCACCAUUCAAUUGUUGAAGUGACACAGUUUUGUCGUACGAUUCGCUGCCCCCUUACAACUGAGACAAUAUGUUUUACUUGUAUAUAAUGUAUUCCAAGUAAUAUAACUAACUUCCAGAACCUCAAAGUAUUUUCAAUUUUUGAAACUCACGUUUAUUGUUAAUGUUCCAUGAAGAUAUUUUGUGUUUUGUAAAUUAUAAAAUAGACUAUAUUUAUGUAUUUCAUAUAUUUAUAUAAAUGCGCAAUCAAAUUUUUAUACGAUUUUACUACAAUAUAUUAUAUGGUGCGUUUAUACCUACAGUUUAUGAAACAAUCUUGACAGGUCUACAAAAAGACUUUUGUUUCUACUUGACCUUUGUAAAUAUGUUAAUUUUUACCUACACAAAUGAUUCUGUCAAUCUACAUGACAUUUCGCGAAUGAACUUCACCAGAGAAGUUUAAAGUAUUGGAAUCUCUAGUUAACUGAAUCAACCUAAUUCAUUAAAAAUAAUCUCAUAUUAUUUCGAGCCCAGUAAAUUAUCCCACAAACAUGUGGUAGAUAAUUCCAACUCAGCCAUCAGAGCCUCAGGAGAUUAUAACAAUAUUUGCAAUCUAUCACAUGUCAAUGAAAGACUGGCUCACUGUGGCUCACUAAUGCAUUGUUAUUAUUCAUAUAUGUAUAUUAUUACAUUGUAUAUCAUUUUGAAGAUUGAGAUAUUUCUAUUUAAAUAUGGACGUAACACUGGAAAAAACCAGCACAUGUUACGGCGCAAUGAUUCUAUUUUUGUUAAUACAUGCAUAUCAAGAAAUAAACCAUACAUGUACACACAGAUAUAUUUUGUAUUUACUAAUCCCGAUCAAAUGACGAGUAAACGACGUAUUUAAAAAAAAAAAUUUAAUCUCGUGUAUCAAAUUUGUUAUUGUAAUGUUGAGCGAAUGAAAAAGGAUAUUGUGAGUUUUUACUAAUUGCCACAUUCCUUCAAGUAUUUUAUUAAUAUUCAAUAGUUAGAUUCAAAUUACAAUCUCUGAGACCAUAGAGGUGUAAUCCCACAGGGCAACGAUUUCUGUUAAUUAAUCAAUUAGGUAAUUGUAAUUAGUUAUUACUCAUUUAUCGUUUUAAAUAAAUUAGCUAAGAUAGCUCAAGCCAUCGUCGUGCUACACAGCAGCACCGAUUUAGGAUGGCAGGCAAGUUUAUUUUUCGGUAAAAUUUCUAUAUAAUUGAGGGUGCAAUAUAAAAGGAAUAAAAUGGGUUUCAGAA
Molecule: messenger RNA, 2113 nt
Organism: Diprion similis
Lineage: Eukaryota; Metazoa; Arthropoda; Insecta; Hymenoptera; Diprionidae
Gene: Tmem98
Product: transmembrane protein 98-like
Exons: 5
Coding region: 145-807 (220 amino acids)
Cellular component (GO): endoplasmic reticulum
Source: RefSeq, a predicted model, not a curated record